AAUCAUGCUUUGAGAGAAUACAUACAACUGGACUCUAAGAUUAAGCAUUGUGCAUGUGUUUCUGUAAUCCAGGGUUGUGUUUUUAUCUUUUAUUGGACAAUUUGUGAUUUUAAUUAUAGCAUAAUUGUGUGUGUGUGUAUAUAUAUACUGUAAUGGUAAGAAUGGGAGGCUAUUUUCUCUUGAGGGGGAAAGAUCUUAUUAGAGAAUUGCUAUGAUAUGCUUGAUGGCUGCAGUUGUUGUAUACACUUGCUUGCAUGAAUCAGAUGUAUUCUAUAUAACUGCUGGGAAAACACAUGUGAUUUCAUGGGGGAGCCAAGCAGAGUGUUUGUUGUUUGGAUUUGAUUAACCUGCUGCAUUCAUGUGUGGUUAAAAUCACUAUGAAGACUGAAAUAAUGUGUAAUGAAGUGAAUGAGUUAGGGGAAGUAUGACUGAGAAAGAAAGAAAGAAAGAAAGAAAGAAAGAAAAAGAAAGAAAUAAGGCAUGUGUGUAUAAUGAGGGCAUUGUUUGGUGGUUAAUGGUUUAAACAUGUGUUGUGAGGAUAAUGAAAUUAGGAAAAUGCAGCUGAUCUCCUAAUGACAGCCAAGUGUAUAUAUUUGAACUGGAUGCAAGAAGUACAAAACCUAAUGGAAAAAAUAUUAUUUUUUCAAAUAUUUUUUUAGUCAAACAUUGUGAAGCACUGAAGCAACUAUGCUGAAAUAAACUAAAGGGAUACACUCAAAUUUCGUACAUAUGCAAAACUAUAAGAAAGGGGAAAAUCGACAAAUGCAUUGACAGGUAUCAUUACUCUGAUAUCAGUAAAUUGGGAGUUGACAUGAGCCUACAUGCUCAGGUCAGAAAUAACUGUGCGAAUGUGUGAAUGGAAAGUGAACCUGUGACCUCUUCUCUGCCAGUAACCUCAAACACUGCCUCAAUUGUUGCAGCAGGUGCCUGUAGCCAUAUUGAGAAAGAGAAAAAGUGAAGUGUCUGAAACAUCAGAAUAGCCACAACAACUUCAGCCUUGAUUGAUCAGAUUCUUUUUUAAUUCCUGUCCUGUAUGUAUUAUGGGCAUUGAUAAUUUUCAGCAUGUCCUCUUCACACAUGCACAGGCCUGGCAUUGUCAAAGUUGGCCUUGGUGACUGAAGCGCCAUUACCUCUCAAAUCUAAUCAGAUUCCCUUAAGUGGAUAACAAGCGUGUCUCCGGCAUUUACAGUAGUGAGAAAGCUGAAGUGAAACCAGGACAAUCUGCUGUCACACAAAGCAGAUGUGGUUGUAGCGGUCCUGACAUUCCUCCUACUAUCCGUAGUGGAAUAAAAAUGUUGAUUGGCUAACAACUGGCAUCUUGUUUGGCCUGGAGAAGUCAGAUAAGAGCUCUCAGUCACUGCUGACAAGUUGAGUAUUGUGAUGAGCCUGUUCUUAUGUAGGUGGAUGAGUGGUGAAUAAGAGCAGCUAGUCUAGCUGACAAGGUUGAAUUUAAUGCUUAGUAUAAAGUCUAAAGUUGGCACAGCUAAAAGUCCUUAUGGUUUAGCAGAGCUGACAACUGGCUCAGAAAAACUUUAAUUCCUGCUAGAAGUCUGAAAACAUAAUGGGCGACAUACCAGCAAGUUACUUAUUUAAUCAGUUCCAUCAGUUCUGAGAUACUAUAACUUAUGAGGAAAGAAAUGACACAUUCUUCCUCUUAAAAAUUAAAAAUUAAAAUCACGAGCAAUAAAACUCACUGUUGAUUAAUUGAAUUCACUCAGGAGUUUUGCUGCUACAGCCUCACUUGAUCUGGCGUGACCAGUAGCUAUUGGUGGCUCAUUUUAGCAAACUUUAGGUAAACAUAGCUGUAAAAUAGACAUUACUGAGAGAGUUAGCAGACUUUAUGACUGUCUCUAAUAGCUGCAGUGACCACUGUUCAGUUAAAGUCGCACAGAUGCCUUCAUUAUCUGUGGUUUUGCUUGAUAAAUGACUAUUCAAAUGACUAUUUUUACGGUUGGGUAAUGUGCUCUAAAUGAGAUACCAUGAUUUUGAGAGCAGAUACAGAUAAGAUAAUGGAAAAAGUAAUUCUUCUUUAAUAUCACAUUUCCUACAGUUAAGGAAUCUGUCUACUGAAUCUGCUCCUACACCUGCAUUGUUGCUUAUCUGAGUUUCUUUUACUUCCAACUGAUUAGCUGAGGUCAGUCAUGGAAGAAGAAUCUAUUUCAGGUCAAAGCAUAGAGCACACCUCUGUUUUAACCACUGAAUCACAUACUUUUAAGGCAGCUAAAAAAAAAACAACUGUAAUGGACACAGACAAAAUGACCUUCAACAAGACUAACUUUAUAAAAUCAUGGCUAACAAUGCAUGUUUUAUCAUUAUUAUUGUUUUUAAAUACUCACAAAAAUACUUUACAGGCUAUAAACCAAUAAAGCAAAUUAUAACACUGAGCUUCUUUGUGAGCCCCAGACCAAUAAGUAAAUUAGAUGUUUUUAGGUGAGACGUUCUUUCUGAAAAUAGCCCUAAACUUACAGCAAUAAAGAUCUCAGAAUAGCUUUACUGCAGUUAUUGUUUUUGGAAACUGAUAAUGCUAAGUUGUCUACAUUGAAAUCAGCGAAUGAAUGAAAAAGCUUGGUUAAAAAUGGCAUUAGAGUUAUUUAAAACCCCCAAAGGGGAACAAGGGUCAAUUGUGCUGCCGCAAACCCUGGAGCAGACAGCAGAGGACAUUGGGAGCUGGCCACUGAUUGGUCAGUGAGACAGAAAAGGGAGGUCCCAGUGAAUUAGUGAUAGACACUAAAGGCAGAUAUCCUGCAGUGAUCAAACCCUGGGUGAUCUGACAGUCCAGUGUUUGAAGUGAUUAUCAUGCUAUGCAACAUAAAGGCUUACCCCCAGCUUUGGGCCUAAUUAGUUCACUUAGGGCCCUUAUAAGACAUUGGUAGGGGACUGGAAGGGACAGACACUCACUGAGAAGUCAGCAGAUCAACAGGAUAGCAGCAGCAGACCUGGAUCCCUACAGUUGAUCUGCUGCGACACUAAAACAAACCAAACUGAAGAUUAUCUGCUUUUCUGAGAAUGCCACACUUAACUGACUGCAGCUACUACACGAUGCGGGACGCAACCAGAGCUUCAAAUGUACAGAGCCACCUGGAGAACUCCAAGUUCCACCUCCACCAGAGCCAGAAUCAGCAGGUCAAGCAGUACCUGACACUGGGCUCCAAGCUGGCUUCAUCGGGCGGGCAAGGCCACGCAGUGCCGCAUCCACACACCCCUGGCCAGCCGCUGGCCACCGUGCCAAUCAUGAGGAAUGGACACAUGCCCUCUGUCAGCGACAGCAGCAACCCCAACAGCCCCGUUACCCUGCUCACUAUGGCCAAUCACGACAGCGAGUUUCCAAUGGAUGAAGUUAUUGAUGACCUAAUUAGUCUUGAAUCCGGUUUCAAUGAUGGAGGCUUGGAUUGCAUGGAGCCUAACAUCAUAAUGCAAAACAAUGUGUCCCUCAGUAGCAGCAUGCUGGACGUCUAUGGGGGUGAACAAGGUAUGAACGCCCCUAAUGGUGGAAUGAGUCCCACAUCUAACCCCACAAAGCUCACUGUAAAAAGGGAAUACACAGAACACGACACAAGGGUGAUGGCCAAAGAGAGACAGAAGAAAGACAACCAUAAUUUGAUUGAAAGAAGGCGAAGAUACAACAUCAACUACAGGAUUAAGGAGCUGGGGACACUCAUACCAAAGUCAAAUGACCCAGACAUGCGCUGGAACAAAGGCACCAUCCUGAAGGCCUCGGUGGAGUACAUAAGGUGGCUGCAGAAGGAGCAGCAGCACGCUCGGGAGCUGGAGAGCCGACAGAAGAAGCUAGAGCAAGCGAACAGGAGGCUGCUGCUGAGGAUCCAGGAGCUUGAGAUCCAAGCACGAGCACAUGGCCUCCCAAACAUGGCCACAGCCUUGGGGACAGUCGAACUAUCCUCCCAUCUCCUCAAACAACAACAACAACAACAACAACAGCAGCAGCAACAGCAACAGCAGUCAUCUCCCCAGGCCCAGCAGCCUCAGCAGCCGCCCCUCUACCAGGAGGACCCCAACAGUGACUACCUCCAGAGGAUAGCUGUGGUGGCUGGGGUGCCUUCCAUCCCCUCUGCCAGCGGGCCACAGGAUCACAUCACCGGCGCUGACGGCUGCACUACGUUCUCUGACCCGCUGUCCCACUUCACAGACUUUUUCAGCGCUACGCUCAAGGAGGAGCACCGGCUGGACGAGAUCCUGAUGGAUGACCCGCUCUCGCCGUUCGGCACCGACCCGCUCCUGUCGGCCGGCUCGCCUGGAGCUGCAUCCAAGGACAGCAGCCGUAGGAGCAGCUUCAGCUCUGCUGGGGGUGACGACCUAUAAUCGGGCCCCUCUUCAGAACAUACUCCUGUUAUCUCCUCAUGACAACAUGCUUGUAAUCUCCAGUGUUAAAGGGCAUACACAGAGCCUUUAAAAGACUGACUUAUGGCUACGGGCAUACAAUAAUGACCACUCACCAGGUUGCAAGUAAUUUAAAUGACAGCUGACACACUUGACGGAGCCCCUGAAAGUGCCUGUAUAUAACGUGUGUAGUUCUUGUUGAACUGUUGGCCUAAAAACUUGCAUUCAAGUUCGCAACAUCCCAAGGAUCUUCUGCUGCACCACCUGCUCUUUUUAAACUUUACUACAGACAAUAAAUAUGUUUCUCUGCCUCCCAGACAGAGCGGAACCAGACUCAUAAGAAAAAGGGAGACAUUUAUCAGUCUUUAUGUACAUAAUGUAAAUGACCAAGUCUGCUGUUUUUUGUUUUUUUGGUAAACACUGUGGUAGCUGUACACUGUAACAUACAAAAUAAUCACUGAAAACCUGCCAAAACUGUCAGUUUUUAAUGACAAUAAUACUACUUUACAAAAGGAUUUUAAACAGUUGCUGCCAGGAUUGUGAUUGUGUGAUGUGCCUUAUUGAAACUCCCAGUUUCGUCUUAAAAAAAAAAAAAAGAAAAAGAAAAAAGAAAAACAAUAUGAACAUGUAACUCACCGCAAUGCCUAACAUGUCCUGGAUCUUGUUUGUGUCUUUUAAGUGUUUUUGUUAAAUAAGUUUUUAUGUAUUUAUAUAUGUUUUAAUCCAUGUAUUCAUAAAAAAGAUAUAUAUAUAUAUAUAUUAUCUAACAUGUUACCUUUUUUAAUUCUUAGUACGGGGUGGGAAAAAAAAACACAAUAAACCCCUUUUUU
Molecule: messenger RNA, 5165 nt
Organism: Toxotes jaculatrix (banded archerfish)
Lineage: Eukaryota; Metazoa; Chordata; Actinopteri; Toxotidae
Gene: tfec
Product: transcription factor EC
Exons: 8
Coding region: 3007-4317 (436 amino acids)
Biological process (GO): regulation of transcription by RNA polymerase II
Cellular component (GO): nucleus
Molecular function (GO): DNA-binding transcription factor activity, RNA polymerase II-specific; protein dimerization activity; RNA polymerase II cis-regulatory region sequence-specific DNA binding
Source: RefSeq, a predicted model, not a curated record